GUUCACGUUUCCAGCUCUUCGCGCGUGUCAGAUCACGGUAGCCAAUACGCACUAAGUGACAGUAAAGAUCCUGCUUUUAGAGGUACCUGCACUCAAGAUCAUGACCUGAUAUGCAAUCGCUGUGAAGACCUUAAAGCUGUUCUGUCCGACACCCAAAAGGCAAUUCAGGAAUCCUGCUUCGAGUGCCAGUAUGAUAAGGAGAAUGCUCUUCACAGAUUUCAAGAAGCAACUCGAGCAAUUCAGCUCUGGAAGUCACACCAGCUCAGACUUGUUAAUCAGGAUAAUGCCCGUACAGACGUUAUUGAAUGCCUCGAUGACAGCAAAGUGCUCCUUGUACAAGACUGGGCUAUGAAAUUUCUCCCUCGUCAGUACCGAGAAUCCCAAGGAGAAUGGUUUGCGAAAAAAGGGAUCUCCUGGCACAUCACUGUAGCGAUCAGAAAGAAAGAGAGUGAACUUGAAACACAGGCGUUCGUGCAUGUAGUUGAGAAGUGUAUCCAGGACAGCCCUUGUGUUGUCCAGUUAAUGGAACAUGUUCUUUCUACUCUCAAGAGGGAACACCCUGAGAUCAAAAGCGCCUUUUAUCGCCAAGACAAUGCAGGCUGCUACCAUGCAGCCAACACCAUCCUUGCCUGUAAAGACAUCAGCCAGCGAUCGGGAAUCUUCAUUCAACAAUUAGACUUCUCCGAUCCACAAGGAGGAAAGGGCGCUUGUGACCGUUUUGCAGCAACAAUGAAAAACCAUGUACGCUCUUUUGUUAACGAAGGUAACGACGUCCUUACAGCAGAGCAAUUUCUUUCUGCACUUACCUCACGAGGUGGAGUGUCUGGAGCCCGCGUGUCCCUGGUACAAGGCAACAGCUCUAACAAAACCAAUGUAAAGUGGCCAGGAAUCAGCAAGCUGAACAAUUUUGAGUUUAGCAGUGAUGGAGUGAGGGUAUGGCGAGCUUAUCAAGUUGGCGAAGGAAAGUUUUUCCCUUGGUCAGAAUUUGAAGGUACUUUUUAUCCUCUCUAUCCUCUCUAUCUAUCUCUCUCACUAACUCUCCCUCUCCCCUAAUGCUACUCUCCUCCACACCCCCCCUCCCCCCCCCCAAAAAAGACUGCUUCAAUCGUUUGAAAAUUGGUGUUUGGCCUUUUUUAUUGCAGUGGGCACUGUUUGAUAUUAACUAUUUUAUGCUUUAGGAACGGAAUAUCCUAUCAGUUCAAUGACGAAUGCCACGUUUUCAAAUGGAGACUUUCGCCCUAUAAAAACCCGAAAAAAGAAACACGAAGUUCAGCAGGAGACGUUAGCCGAGGUCGACAGUGAAGAAGAUGAAGAGGAGACUGAGGGGACCGCCUCUGGGAGAUUGUUUUCUUGUCCAAACGAAGGGUGCGUUCGUGUCUAUACCCGUUACGGAUCUAUGGUCAAUCAUGUUACCUACGGAAAAUGCGAUUUCAAAGAAGAAAGAGAAUCUGUGAUGGACACUGCAAAGGUCUUGUACAGUAAAAAGCUUUGGCUCAGUGAUGGUCGUAUUUCAGCUACAGCAAACGUCCAUUGCAAUCAAGCAACAUCAAGCGGCUUACACCAGAACGAAGAAGAAGGCUGGGCACUGAAAUCGAUCAAGAAAAACAAACCUUUCAGUGACAAACAGAAAAAAUUCCUAGAAGAAAAGUUCAUGGUUGGCGAAACGACGGGAAGAAAGUUGGACCCUGUAACUGUAGCCAGAGAAAUGAAAACUGCUCGCCAAGAUGGUAACGGAGAGAGACUUUUUUCUUCUUCAGAAGUAUUGACCGCGACCCAGAUUCAAAGUUUUUUCUCUAGAAGGGCAAGAUGUGGGAGAUUUUCCGAAAAUGACCCAGAAAAUCAGGAAGCUGUCCAAGUGGAAGAAGAACUUGAAGACUUUCGGAGAGAUGUAAUAGAGCAAGUGCAGCCCAGACAUCCAAUCAUGUAUGAUGUCCACAACUUGUGUGAUCUUGUAGCUUCAGGGAAACUAAAGAAACUCACAUUACCGAAGCUGAAGGAAAUCUGUAGCGCUUUUGAGCUGAAUCUUCCUGAGGAACGGAAGAAAGCCCCUUUUGUAGAUGCUUUGACCAAAUUAGUUAAGAAUUGCUCGUGUUGGUCCUCUUGA
This is a messenger RNA of Porites evermanni, 2104 nucleotides long. NCBI's taxonomy places the organism in Eukaryota, Metazoa, Cnidaria, Anthozoa, Scleractinia, Poritidae. The record is from the annotation of a GenBank genome assembly.